Centruroides sculpturatus (bark scorpion) is the source of this 838-nucleotide messenger RNA. RefSeq lists its product as uncharacterized. The record is from RefSeq and is a predicted model, not a curated record. NCBI's taxonomy places the organism in Eukaryota, Metazoa, Arthropoda, Arachnida, Scorpiones, Buthidae. Gene Ontology annotation, cellular component: extracellular region. The transcript has 3 exons. Gene Ontology annotation, molecular function: hormone activity. Bases 123 to 635 code for a protein of 170 amino acids.
UGGCGGUCUCUUAAAAUAAGCCAGCAUUGUGUGCUUCGAUCACUGGUUAGCUUGUCGUUGUGUCAUAUAGUAGCAAAUUGUGUCAUCUAUCUCUUAAAUCUGAAAGAAGUCAUUACAAAAAAAUGUAUACAUGUAUACACAUGUUCAUCCUCGUCCUAUACAUUUUAGUAACUCCUCAAAUAAUACCAUAUGCUGUUGGAGAUUAUUCUAAAGAGGACAUCAAUCGUCCAAAACCCGACUUAUAUUCAGUUAAUCACGUUAACAGACUGAUGAAUAUCUUUCCUAGACAACAAAUUGAUAACAGGAAUAGAGGCUUAUGGGCGUUACCUUAUCCUUUAUCCACUUACAAUGGCUACGAUUUAGAAGGGACUGUGCCACCAGGGCACAUGAUGAAGCGUGAUGGUCCUCCACUGUCCAUCGUCAACGCAUUAGAUGUUCUGAGACAACAGCUAAUGUUGGAUAUGGCAAGACAAAAAAUGAGAGAGAAUCAAAAUAAAAUACGUCAAAACGAUGAAUACUUAAAGAAUCUCGGAAAAAGAAGCAUUUCCUCUCAGAAAGAUGUUUCCAGGUCUAUGGAUGGUCUGCACAGGUCUUCGUAUCUAGAUAAAAAGGUACUCCAGACAUCAGAAGUCUGAAUCAGCGUAUAGAUUUCUACCCGUCUCUGUUUAAAACGGAGAAAUUUUUUGCAGAUUUCCAUUGUGGAUUACAUAUUGUAAAAAAAAGGAAAAAAAAUAAGAUAAAAGAGAAAAAAAACCCUUCAAAAAUUAUGUAAACAUUGUAGAAUUUUUGUCAUGUUAUCGAUAAAGUCUUUCACUUCUAUAGUUAUCAAUCUAUUUUA